AUGGCUGCCGUUGACACGAUCGAUUAUGAUUAUGCGCAUCAUUUUUGGGGCGAGAAGCAUCUCGGUUUUCAUGUACUCUAUGAAAAUAUGAAACAUGGCGAAGAAACAGUGAACGAAAUUGGACAAUUCAUCAAGGAACGUCUUGCGAUGGAAGAAGAGUAUGGAAAAAUGUUCACUAAAUCUUUGAAUCGGGUGUCAUCAUUUGUUUCAAACGGAUCAAGUCUAGAGUGUGGUUGGACGCUUGCCAAGGGAACUUUUGAGCUACUAGCUGAAAUUCACAUCAUGCUUGUGAAAAAUCUCCAAGACUUAGGAAAAGAGAUUGCAAAAUACAAAGACGAACUGACUAAAACACGAAAAGAAGCGAAACAACAAGAUAUCAUUGAUGCUGUGAAUCUCAUGCAAACAACCACCACAUGUUUGCAGAAGUCUAAGGAGACAUAUUUUGCACGAUGCAAUGAACUGGAUAAAUUGAAGAAGGAAUCGAAUGUUAAUUUAAAAGAAGUUUCAAAGAUGGAAUCAAAAAUGUUGAAAUCUAAAGAAGAGUAUCGUGCCUAUGUCGAUAAGUACGAAACGGUACGCGUUGACUUCGAAGAAAAAAUGGAAAGAGCGUGCAAAAUGUUCCAGUCCCAUGACAGGUCACAUUUUGCUGCAUUACAACAAUUCCUUUUGAUGUAUGCAACACAUCACCAGGAAGCGACUAUUGCAGCGCAACAGGUAUCUGGUCAGUUUCGUGAAUCACUGCAACAGCUCAGUGUAGACGUCAUGGUAGCGAGAUUUGUGCGGCAAAAAUCUACAGGAAUGGAAAGGCCACAACCUGCUAUAUUCGAGGAGCCUUCGGAUUCAUCAGUGGUAUCAGAAGACGACACUCAACGACAAAGUGGUUCGGUACCAUCAUCAAGUUGCUCAUCAGGUGUUGUUCCGUCAAAUCCACCUCCACUUGCUCCAACUGCUGAUGGAUUGCUAUCGCUGGACCCAAUAGAUGCUUGGUGUGAACCGCGAGAGCCGCAGGUCCAACCAUCACCGACUGCCUCACAUAGCAGUGAUUCUACUGCUGGUGGAGUGCAAACAGUUCCCGCAUUCUCUGCUUCCGUUGGAGGCACAACGUCAACUGGACGACAGAAACUGUCCUUGUUUCUUCCAAAAAGAAAGAAAACAGUAUCACAAAGCAGUGGUAACGAGGAACACGAGAAUACUGGAGGAUUGUUCAAGUUCCGCCAGAAUCGUCGUUCAAAAAAGUCCAUGCCAGAUGCAACAGAAAAGUCGGACGUGGUCAGCAUGGACGAUGUUCACAGCACUGCAAGCAGCACUAAAAGCGAUGAAAAGAGGAUUAACGGUUCAACGAGUCUUCUCGAUCUACCUCUAGCACCACCUCCUCCACCACCUGUUGAUGAUGAAGGGUAUACGAUAAGGGAGCAGGAGAAUGACAAGGAGGACACAAAUUGGUCAUCCUGUAGCAGUAGUGAUGAGGAUGAAAACACCUUACAACAAUCCAAAAUUCGUAGUCUAACUAUACGACCCGCUGACUCGGCGAGGACAAUGAAUGCGUCAGUGGAUGAACUACGUGACGCCAUCGGACAUAUCAACAUAUGCAGAAGUAACACGUUUGAUAAGGAUCCUUGGACGAUUGGUUCGAGCCGUCCACCGAUGUUUUCUCAAUCUCUCAGUGGUGGCAGUUUGAAGCCGCUUCGACCAUGUCACACAGCUGACGGUCGAUUUAGAUCUAACUUUAACGAGUCAGAAUUCGGCAAGAAUGAUGUGCCGUUGAACUUCUCUGCAUCAAUGGGUCCCAUAGCAGGAAUGGCUCGAGCACGGCCAAGAAGCAAUACUCCAACUCAUAAUCUAGCUUUUGGCAUGGGAGCAGCAUUGAGGAAGGAUUCGGUUGGUUCCUCGGAGUGGGGAUCAUCGUUUGCGAUCAAUAACGGUGAUGGAAAUCAUUCGCUAGGAGAAUCGUCAUUUAAUCUUUCCCAAUCUACCGCAAAUCUUAUGCAGGCCACUAUUAGUGAGCAUCGAGUUCCUGUGGCGAUGGCUGUGAAUGAGUAUUGUCAUGUGUGGUUCAAAGGCGCGAAAGUGGAAGACCGUAUAUCACGAACAUUUGGCACAGUGCUGAUCUCAUUUGCUGCUUCGUCGUUGCCGUUCUUGACCGAUGUACACUCAGAUGUUGAACCAUUACAGUUCAAUAUUUCUGAUGCAGACGUGAUUAAAUCAGUCGUGCCAAAUAAACAGCUUCUUCUGCCUGAUUCUGUUGCUUCGCAACAUGGUCCUUCGUAUCAUUAUCAAUUUGAUCGUCUUGGACUAGCGAACUGGUUGCUCGGGCAACAGAAGGAAAAACCAAAUGCUGCUUUCUUCAAUGCAGAGGUGGUUCGUUAUGAAUUAUGCGAUGAUGCACGUGUUACUCAACCUCCUUUGUUGAUUACGAGUUAUUGGAAAUGUGAAGAUGAUCAUACAGAUGUACGAUUAGACUAUCUGCUCAAUAGCGAAUGCGCUGUGACAACGCCUCUACUAAACUUGGUCUUUUCCACGAAAGUUUCUGGGAAUGUAAGCAAUGUAACAUCCGAACCUUCGGCCUCCUGGUCUGCUGAAACUAGUACAUUGUCAUGGACUGUCACAGAAUUAUCCAGGCACGGUGAUUGUGCAGGUUCACUUAAAGCUCGGCUACAUUUAUCCGGUGAUGGACCAUCGCAACCGGCGAAUGCCCAUGUUCAGUUCCAGUGCUCGGAUGCCACGAUAUCUGGAGUAAAUAUCGGAAUAACCUCUUCUGACUCAUAUCAUUUAUCGAUGGUACGACGGAAAGUGCUGGCGGGAAAGUACUUUUGCGAACCGGAAGUUCGAAAGUGA
Messenger RNA from Necator americanus (New World hookworm), 2835 nucleotides. RefSeq lists its product as uncharacterized. Gene Ontology annotation, cellular component: clathrin-coated pit; clathrin-coated vesicle; cytoplasm. Bases 1 to 2835 code for a protein of 944 amino acids. The record is from RefSeq and is a predicted model, not a curated record. The transcript is spliced from 24 exons. Lineage: Eukaryota; Metazoa; Nematoda; Chromadorea; Rhabditida; Ancylostomatidae. Gene Ontology annotation, biological process: clathrin coat assembly; clathrin-dependent endocytosis.